Camponotus floridanus (Florida carpenter ant) is the source of this 3097-nucleotide messenger RNA. RefSeq names its product transient receptor potential channel pyrexia. The transcript has 5 exons. NCBI's taxonomy places the organism in Eukaryota, Metazoa, Arthropoda, Insecta, Hymenoptera, Formicidae. Gene Ontology annotation, molecular function: protein binding; monoatomic ion channel activity. Gene Ontology annotation, biological process: transmembrane transport; monoatomic ion transport. The record is from RefSeq and is a predicted model, not a curated record. Gene Ontology annotation, cellular component: membrane. Bases 157 to 2763 code for a protein of 868 amino acids.
UCACUCCUUUGAGAAGUCACUUCUACGAGGAAUAACGCAGGGGAAACAGACUAUCAAAAACAAGAGAUCCAACGUUAUGAAAAAAGUCAGUGAAAAAAACAAUCAUCAAUGGUUUUUCGAUUUCUUUAUAUCUUCAUGUAGAUUAUAUUUAGAAAUAUGGGAAUAUUUCUAAAUAUAAUAUAUGGGAAUAUUUGGAUGAGCGGGAGCGCAUAUAGCAACUCCGAGGGCAGCUUGGAAUCUAUCAUAUGUCACGCAUCACAAGACGAAUCGAGAAACGAGACGCAGAAACAACCUUGGAGCAAGGAGGAGAUCGAAGUAGCAUUAUCGAAACUUCCGGAAGGUGAGACAGCUUUAUGUGUGAUUCCUACUCUUCAUGGCGAUGCUCUACAAAAGGUUCUGGAAGAAUUUCAAUCUGUGACUAUCAACAAAAGUGAGGAUCGCAAGCAUAGCACAUCCUUGCCCACAGAUGAAAUUAAACAAAAGACUACAGUGGUUGACGAAAAUAGAGCAGCAAAUAUUACGAUUCGGGGACAGUUACUUGCAAAAUGGCCCAACACGUGUCUACUGAUUUCUAGCUGGCUGGGUCAUGUAGAAAUAGUUAAGGCUUUGUUAGAAAAAGGAGUGCCAGUUUCAACGAGGGACAAUGAUGGAAGGACACCGCUACAUCUGGCAGCGUGUACCAUGUCCACGAAGAUCGUAAAAGAGCUAUUGAAACAUGGUGCUGAUCCACGUAAGUGGGAUUUCGAGAAAAAAUACACCCCGUUGCAUUGCGCUGCCGCAGCUGGUUGCGUUGCUACUGUUACAUGCUUGAUCAAGUCAGGUGCAAAUGUGAAUGCUGGAAGAAGUCCACUUUACUACGCCGUGCUGAACAAUGCUGUGAAUUGCGUCGAAGCUCUACUGCAAGCAGGUGCUUCUCCUAAUAAUCCCCAGUUUUAUAGAAGGAUGCCUUUGCAUGUGGCGGCUAGUUUGGGCAAUGUUCACUGCAUCAAAUUACUAUUGGAUCACAGAGCGGAUGUGACAAUGGAAACAGAAAUCACGAAAUCGACGCCUCUACACUUGGCGGCGGAAAAUGGUAACGCGAAAUGCACUAGAUUACUGUUGAAAGCUGGCUCGAAAACUGAGACAAAAAACUCGAGUGGUCAAACGGCGAUGCACUUGGCAACGGUCGCCCAAUCUGUAAAGACGAUAGACAUGCUGAUUAGCGCUGAUGCAAAGGUGAAUGCAGAGGAUAAUGAAGGACGCACUCCUCUACAUGCUGCGGUUUCAAGUGCCCGGAACAGCAGCGCAGUGGUCAAGAUUUUAAUAAAAGCAGGCGCAUUAGUUAACAAGGCGGACAAAUUAGGUUACACGCCGAUGCACAUUGCGGCCAUGACCGAGAGCUCGCGUAUGGUGAUGAUGUUGUUGUCAAAAGGUGGCGACGUAACAGCGCGUACCAAAGACGGCGACACCGCUCUUAGCUUCAUCGUACGCCGUACUCCGAAGGUGUUAUCGCAAUUUAAGACUUGUCUCGAUCAAGCAGUCUCAUUAGACGAACUUAGCGAUAGGAACUAUAAAUUGCGAAUAGAUUUUCGACCAUUGGUUCCAUUGGACGGUCGCAGCGAAACGGACCUGAUGCUCUGUCUUGUGGAGGUCGAUCAAGGUCGCUUGAUAAAGCAUCCAUUAUGCGAAAGUUUUCUCCAUCUAAAAUGGAAGCGUAUUCGUAAGUUUUUCGUGCUCAAUUUUUUGUUUCAUUUAAUCUUUGUCGCUUUCUUUACCAGCUUCGUCUACACGACAUAUUCGACAUAUAAACAACUGAGCAGUGUUCUUUUCUGGCCAUUAUUAGGUUUUACUUGCAUACUCGCGAGUAAAGAGGUCUUUCAAAUUACCUAUGGUGGUAUUUGCUAUUAUAUUAAACGCUGGGAAAAUCUGCUACAGUGGAGCGUGAUCGUAGCAUCCAGCCUCAUACUGAUUUCGCCAGAACCAUGGCAACACAUUGCUGCCGUAGGCAUUCUGCUGGUCUGGAUCGAGCUGAUGAUUGUGAUCGGUUAUUUUCCUAUGUUUGGCCUUUAUGUACAAAUGUUUAAGCGAGUGUCCAUCAAUUUCUUCAAAUUUCUCACAGCCUACUUUUGUCUUAUAAUUGGCUUCUCUCUUAGCUUUAAUGUGCUGCACGGCAAAUACAAGUCCUUUGAGGAUCCGGUGAUCAGUAUGCUUAAGGUAAUAAUUAUGAUGUCCGGUGAGUUGGAAUUCGAGGACGCUUUCUUCGAUCUUAAGUAUCCUGGCACCGCGCAUGCUAUGCUUCUUUGCUUCGUUAUCCUGGUGACAAUGAUACUAAUGAAUCUAAUGAUUGGUCUGGCUGUGUCGGACAUCCAGGAUAUACGUACACGCGCGAGUCUCGAACAAUUGGUGCAUCACGUCGAGGUAAUAGGUCAUUUCGAAAAUAUGUUCUCUAAGUUGGUUGAUUACAUUCAUGCGUGUAAAAUAAUACAAGCGUGCAGAGAGAAAACAUUAGUGUUGCCGAAUCAUUGUGUCUUCCAUAUUCGGCCGAAUGAUCCGUGCGAAAAGCGUCUACCACCAGAGCUCAUUCACUCGUUGUAUUGUCUGGCCGGCGAGCAAAAUAUGCCACGACCGACUUUUUGCAGCAGCACAUCGUCGCGGAAACAUUCCGCCAUACCAAAACAUUCUGUCAUACGAAGACCGCAAAUAAACCGAAUCAUGCAAGACUCAGCAAGUUGCACAGCAAUGACAGUAAUCAACAGCUACCGGAUGAAUUCGUGGACUAGCUAAAGGAAUAUUUUCAUGACAGUAUCAAGUUGGAUAGCUUAACGAACAAGAUAGAGAGUAUCGUCCAAGAGCAGAUUUGACGAUACAUUUAUAACAUUAUUAACAUUGCCAAAUAUUCUAUAUUGUCGAACAUUUGAAUUGCUUUAAAAAAGCGAAACCGAGACUCGGAUGGUCUAUCGAAACAGGAUCUAAAAUUCAAGAUAGAACGCAAAGCUGUGAUAUACGCAAGCAACUAACACAUCGAAAAUAAAUGUCUUCAGAUGUAAAUUUUAACGACGUAAUUUGUGGCAAUCCAAAAACAAUUAUGGAUUUAACGAAUCAUGUCAUUUCCAAUAUG